AGUUGGAUCGCACCUCCUCGGGGAAGUGGGGAGUGGAGUCGUGCUGCGCUUAGGGGCCCGGGAAGGGUUGGGCUGCGGGCGUGUGGGGUGACCAUGAAGGACUGGAGUGCUGGGGUACGGGAACGGGGUACGGAACCCUCAUCUAGUGCUCUGCUCCACGAGGGAACUUGAGGGUAGUAGCAUUUAAGACCGCAAGAAGUUGGGUCCAGGUGGGUAGGGGAACCUGCGGCUCACUGCUGAGCAGAUCUGGGCUCCCGCGAACGGCCCUGCCUCUGGAUCUGACUUUGGGGUAGGACAGGGAGUUGUGGGGCGUCCUGCCUCCCUGCGGAGUCUGAAGGCUCCUCUCCUUAACAGCUGGGCUCUUUCCCUCCUUCCCAAUUGAGUCUGGGCGCCAAGCCCCCGAGUGCUCGUCACGCUGGACCCUGGCGCGGAGCCCUGGCAUCACGACUCGGAGGCUGAGACUCUCUCCUGGAGUCACCCAGCCACUCGCAGGUCCUAGUCUUGUUGACAUUUCCCCGGGUGUCCUGAGUACUUGCCGUGGUUGAUCAUGCCUCUGCUAUUGCUCAGAGUCAAUAGCAGUCAGACUUCAUGACCAGAACCAGCCCGGGUCGGAAGAAAAGGCCAAGCAGGGGAGAUGGAGCCGCCUCAGUGUGUGGAGGAGCUGGAGGAUGAUGUGUUCCAGCCAGAGGAUGGGGAGCCGGGGACCCAGCCUGGGAGCUUGCUGUCUGCUAACCUGUUUGCCCAGAGCCAGCUGGACUGCCCCCUCAGCCAUCUGCAGCUCUUCCCUCUCACCCACUGCUGUGGUCCUGGGCUUCGACCCACCAGCCAGGAAGACAAGGCCACCCAGACCCUCAGUCCGGCCUCCCCGAGUCAGGGUGUCAUGCUGCCUUGUGGGGUGACCGAAGAACCCCAGCGACUCUUUUAUGGCAACGCUGGCUACCGGCUCCCUCUCCCUGCCAGUUUCCCUGCAGGCUUGCCCCUUGGUGAGCAGCCCCCUGAAGGGCAUUGGCAGCAUCGAGCAGAGGUACAGAUUGCCCGAAAGCUUCAGUGCAUUGCAGACCAGUUCCAUCGGCUUCAUAUGCAGCAACACCAGCAAAACCGCCGUCGAGUGUGGUGGCAGAUUCUCCUCUUCCUACACAACCUGGCUUUGAAUGCAGAAGAGAACAGGAAUGGGGCAGGUCCCAGGUGAGGCUGGGCUGCCCUCCUCACAUGGGGCACCACAGGAAGGACAUCAGCGAGGACUGAGCCCGCAUCUUGUGAAGUUUAUUCGUUGCUGUUUUGUGUUUGCAUUUUAAAAGUUUCUGUGUACAUAAGAUGUACCCAAGUGAGACCUCUUUCCCUGUUCAGGACCUCACCAGGAAUGAGGGCCUUUGUCAAACACUGUUGAAGUAGAGGCUGAUGUGUCUGUGAUGUGGGACCUCCCAAGGGCUCUGACAAGUCAAGUCUUCAGUGAGCCAUUGAAGAUGACCAGGUAGUGAUGUUCUCAGCGAGUGGACUGUAGUUUUCCCAUAGGAGCUUGGUUAAGAAAUUAGGAGCCUGGAUUAGACUCCUGGUUGCACCAAAACUAUCAGCCUUCUACUGUGGACGUGGACGGGGCCAAGACCUGACAGUCACACUGCCUUCAAUCCCCCAGGGCCUCAGCCAGGGGCUUUCCAGCUGAGCAACUUCACUAGGCCAGUCCGCCAGCCCCGUAUCUGGGUUCUCCUUUGGCCCAGCCAGUGCCUGCCCCAAGGGCUCAGGGAUUCUCGCCCAGCCCCUGUCAUCUCCAGCAAGACCUCAGGGAGGGUUGGGUUUCUCCAAGGACCCCCUCACACAUGCCGCAAAAUGAACCAAACUUCUGGGUGGGCCUCAAGUCUUACUUGGUCUCGCCCAGAGGCCCCAGGAUUGGUCCCGAGGUGCCAAACCUCUGCCACCUCUAGCUGCCUGGGACUGGCUGGGUGUCAACCACGGAUGAGCCACAUAGCCAAUGAACAUGCCACAGACAGCAGCUGGUGCCUUCGUCAGCUCUUCUUUCAAAAGAGCCAGCCAACACACCGCUUUCCUCCCCCAGGAUCAGCACUCUAGAGCAUGAAGGGGCAGGAUUACGGUGGGGCUGGGAAAUGCGGUGGCCAUCCCACCUAUAAUAGGAGUCAGCCCUCGAGGAACCCAGACCCCCUGGUUUCCUUGGAAACAACAUACCUCCUCCCGCUUAUCCCCAUUCCUUUUUCACACCUAGUGGGAUACAGGCAGAAGCCAGCACAGUGGCUUUGUCAGCUGAAAUGUGUCUUUUAGAGUAACCGACAAUGAUUAGAGUGUGGAAACGGCAGAGCUGGGUACACGUUUCCUGUCUUCCUUCAGCUUCCAGCUAGGCCGGGAGGGCGUGCUCUGGAGCUCCGUGGGAUCACGGCUGCCUCUGAACUUCCCUCCUCUCCCUGCUGUGGCACUAAUGGAGAGAAUUUAAAGCAGCCAGUCUAGCAGCUCUGAUAGUAGAUGCGGGCAAUCUGGAAAGACACGGGGAAUCUGUUAACCAGACACCGCAGAAAUUAAAUUAUAAUUUUUGCAUAUGUACGACAAGAUAACAUUGGUGCUAAUGUGAAGCAAGGCCCAAAGAAAAGGCAGAGAAGACCUCAGGGCUCCCCAGGGAAAUUGGAAGAGCCCAAGUAGACUCUUAACUCUAAACAAGUCCAAGCUCCUCCAGUUCUACAGAGAGGAGGUCUUCAGUACUGUUGAAGGAAGCAUUAAUCUACUGGAUGUACAGUUGGGCAGGUUGUUCACUGCACAAGGGCACCUGCAGAAGAAGAGAAUAGAUGCUAAAGUCCAGCUCAUGCUCUGCCCGCCAGGCUACAUGCCCUGGUGUCGGGCUAUGUCUGCUCAGAGGAAGGGGUGCCUUUCCUAAUUUGCACGAAGGUGCCAUAUGGGCUCACAGUGGCCCUGAGGCGAAGGACCUCAAACUGUGCAUUAGCCUUUGUUUUGUUCUGCUUGGAUGUUCUGAGGUAUUACCUCUUCUUGGCUAGAAUUCCAUUCUCAGGGUGUGUACCAUGGUUUGUCUGCUAAGAAGAUGGGUUCCUGCUCACAAGAAGGAGCCCAGGGAACAGGUGAAGACUGGCUCUGGGACACGCUGACCAUUGUGAAAUGCAGCCUUUCUUGCGUGUCUCCACGCCAUUUUAUGAUGUGCAUCGGACAUGUGUCGUUUCCCCCCUCUCCUGGACCAAGACUAUGACGGGCAGGGUGCUGAUGUGUGCUCCAGUGGCACACAUAAGAAAACCACGAUUAUUUCUGCCAGCCGCUUUGAACCCCUCCUAGUAGACUUCCCACCUAAGCUGAAUGAGAGAGCAAAGAAAUAUUCUAGGUGCCGAGAGGCAAAGCCAUCAGCUUCAGAGAUCUUGCUGGCCCAGGCAGGAUGUCCUGUGGCCUGCCCUGAGAACUGAGCCCAGAGUUUGACAAGCCCACCUGAACAUUGAGCCUGGGGCCAGGUGGAGGGUGGUCUGAAUAGCUGUCUCCAUUUUAUGUGACGCCAGGAACUAGCUCACUAUCCUAAGCAAGCUGGGGCAAAAUUUUAAACCCCUCCUUCCUCUUCCCCAAAAAACACCCAGGAGGUAAACAGCCCCAGGAAGGAGAGAGGUUCCUCCUGGCUGGCUGUUUUUAAUUGGCCUAGUGAUCUAGACUGGCCCCUUCCCCCUCGGCCUGCUGAGUUGGUCUGAACAUUCCUCAAGUCCAGCCUCAGGAGACACAUCCCUCCCUCUGGGCCCCCUUUCCCCAUCCCCCCACCCCCGGGAGCAUGGCUGUGUGUAGUUAGGGGGUGGAGAAUCAGAUUUGGAGGGAGGGAGACUCUGACCUGCCUCCUGACCUGUAACCAGCUGAAGACUUAUGGAGUUGUUGUGGUUUGCCGAGGGUGAGGGGUGGGAGAGGGGCUGGAAAUGUUCCUUUCAUUAUAGAAAAGCCCUGGAGGGAGGAAGCCUGAUAUUCAGGGUCAAAAUAGCCCUUCUAAUUCAAAACCCUAGAGUAGGGGUUUCUGGAAGCUGGUAGACAGAACUGGGAGAAAACCCCACCCAGGCCAGACAUCUGACCCCUUCAGUGGGUUGGAGGACCUGACCUGGCCUCUCUGCCUUUGCCUGCUUUAAAGUUUGGGCUGCUGGAGAGCUGUCCCCGUGGCCUUUUCCUGCUUAGUCCAAGGGAGCAAAAGAUCACCUCCCAGUGACCUCUCCAAGCCCUGAGGGGUGUGAGUCUGUGUCCAGAACUUACGUGUCAGGCAUGCUCAGAGGGACCCAGCUGACUUGUCUCACUGCCCCCGGUGGCCCAGCCUCAUACAAGGAUGGCUCCAGCCGGGGCAUGGCAGGGAGGGGGUUGUUUGGGAUGGUCAGCCAGGGCCUCCACCGGGAGCUGGAGAGCCACUGUGCCUGUCCUGGUCAGCAAGGAGCACACUGAGAUCUGGCAAGCUUGUGUCGUUUGGUAGACUUGAUGAAGAAGGGGUAAGGAGAGUGGAGAGCAGCAAAAACAGAAAGACUUCUGCCUUCAUGGUUCAGCGGGGCUUCUGGGAAUCAGUGUUCAGCCUGGGCUGCAAAAAGCUACAGGGCCCUCUGGGUGCUGAACCCUGGCUGGACUCGGUCCAGGAAGGGGUUAACUUAUCAGCCUUCGAGGCUUGCGGGCACACUGUGGGCAGGGGGCACAUCGGCUGGUGGGGACUUUGAGCUUUGAGGGAGUAACACAGAAAGCCGAGCUCUUCCAUAGAUGCACCAGCCUUGCAGGCACAGGUGCUGAGAACAGGCUCCGGGUCUCCCCGCGCCCCCGCUGCCUGCACAAGUGGCCAGCGCCUCUCCUUCCUCUGUGAGCGUUGCCCAGUGGGCUGCCCCAUCCCUCGGUCCACAGGGGCUGCAGGGGGAGACCCAGUGAGAAUGUAGCAUUUUGCUCAGCCCAGGUUAGUUGUCCUGGGUUCUAGGCACUCUGCCUCUGAGAGAGAGACAGGGAAAGAGAGGGAGGGGAAUGGGGAUCCGUUGUUUUUUAACCUGUACAGAGUAUUCGGCUUUAUGUUCUUCACAUGCGUAUAUGUGUGUGUGUGUGUGUAUAUUUUCCCCCAUCAAUUGGUACAAUUUUUAAUAAAACCAUUUAAAGCAGAGCUGGUCUUUCUUUUUC
This is a messenger RNA of Lynx canadensis (Canada lynx), 5109 nucleotides long. It is a transcript of the gene BMF, whose product is annotated as Bcl2 modifying factor. Gene Ontology annotation, cellular component: myosin complex. The transcript has 5 exons. NCBI's taxonomy places the organism in Eukaryota, Metazoa, Chordata, Mammalia, Carnivora, Felidae. The coding region runs from base 635 to 1189 and encodes 184 amino acids. Gene Ontology annotation, biological process: negative regulation of autophagy; positive regulation of apoptotic process; apoptotic process. The record is from RefSeq and is a predicted model, not a curated record.